CUCCCGCCGCCCCGCAGCCCCCCCAGCAUGGCCGCCCCGCGCUGGCUCCUCCUGGCGCUGCUGCUGCUCCUCCUCUGGCUCGCCUUGGUCGCCGCCGGGCCGCUGGGCCAGGCGCCGGACGGGAAGGAUGCGGAGGACGGGCUCAUCCGAACUCUGGUGCGGCCGAGGGGCGCGCGGCGUGGGGCCGUGCCCCGGCCGGGGGGCUGGCGGAGGUACCGGCGACCCCGGCCCCGGCUCUCCCACAAGGGGCCCAUGCCCUUCUGAGGCAGGGUGGCCACCAGCCCUCCAGGGACGUGGCUCCCGUCGCCCGCUCUGUGCCGUAGCCCGCUCCACUCGUCUGCUGGCCCUGAGCGUGUGGUGUCACCCCUGAGCCCUCGGCUGGCAUCACCUCCCUGUGGCUGUCCCUGGUGGCCCCAGUGCCGUGGGUGCCUCCGGCCCCCCCUCCCUGCCUCCUGGGGUGGCUGGGGGCUGGUGGCUCGUCCAGCUCAUGGUGGGGCCACCAGGUGCUGCCACGACACCCCCAUCCCGGUGGCCACAGGGCUGCCCUGGGCAUCGUCUCGCCGGGAUCCCUGGGCUCUGCGCAAAGCACUUUGUCAGGAGGAGCUUCUCCGCAGGGGUCUGUGAGCUCCCUCCUGCCCCGUCCCUCCCGGUUGCCCCCCUGCCGGGGUGAGCACAGAGCUGUUUCUGGGAGGGGGGGUGUCUAUUUAUUCCCCCGGUGCUCAUCCUGCACCUUGGGUGAGCUGCCCUCUCCCCCCCAGCCAGUGUGGGGUCCCCUCCCCGCUGGCAGACCCACUUCCUGGGGACCCCCAAGGCGUGGGGUGAUCACCCAGGACACAACGUGGGGCUCUGAGCCCCUCUGCCUUCUCCACGCUGUGGGACACUGGGAGAACUGGGGGGCACUGGUGUGUCCGUGUCAAACACUGACAUAUGCCAAAGGGGGGACCCCGGCUCCCGGUGCCGCUGGGUCCUGUUGACCAAGUUUCUCGUGUCUGUAAAGAUUUAUUCCAUGUAAAUACAUCUUUAUAAUAAAGAGUUAUGAUGACA
Molecule: messenger RNA, 1044 nt
Organism: Calidris pugnax (ruff)
Lineage: Eukaryota; Metazoa; Chordata; Aves; Charadriiformes; Scolopacidae
Gene: APLN
Product: apelin
Exons: 3
Coding region: 28-264 (78 amino acids)
Biological process (GO): signal transduction
Molecular function (GO): apelin receptor binding; hormone activity
Source: RefSeq, a predicted model, not a curated record